AUGCUGCUUGAUGCUAAUUUUGAAUUUAAAUCAACUAUUAAUGAUUCAAAUAUUAUAUCACAAGUUUAUUUAUUAUGUGGUUCUCAAUGGAGUGGUCCUUUAGGUGCUGAUAAUUUUAGUAAAAUAUGUACUUCCAAUCAUUUAAACUAUUUAGAACAAGGUGGAAUUAGUGAAACAUUUUGUAUUAUUGAAAAAUCGUCUAAUAAGGUUAUAGCAUCUACAAUUAUUAAACAUCAAAAAUCAUUGUUUAAACCUGCUGAUAAACUGCAUGCUAUUUCAUCAGUACCAGAUCCUUCAUCAUUUGGAAUUAAACAUAUUACAUCAUUAUUAGUUUCAUUUGUAUUUGUUGAUGAAAAAUAUAGAUCUAAAGGACUAGCUAGACAAGUUGUAUCUAAAGCAAUCGAAUCUACUGAGUCAAAUAUAAUCAAGAAACAUUUAGAUCUCGGAGAUGAUAAUUUUAAAAAAAUGUGUAUUGAUGAAACUACAGGUCAUGUAGAUCCUCAAUUGGCUAAUUAUUAUUUAUCUAAAGAAUAUGUUUGGUAUUUAUAUUCUGGGGUAAAUACAUAUUAUGAAAGAUUUGGAUUUAAAUCUUAUCCAUUAGAUUUUUAUAAAAUUCCAACUGGUUUAUUAUCUGAAGGUCAAGAAGAUAUAAUUAAACAAUUAGUAGAGAAUCCAGAUUCACAUCAUGGUAAACAUUUGAAAUUAUUAUUAAGUGAUAAUGAAGAAGAUUUAAAUAUAAUUAAAUUCAUACUUCAAACUAAAGAAUUAGAAAUCUUGACUGAAUUAAAUAAAUUACUUUUCCAUUCUGAUUUACAAUCUGAUAGAAGAUCAAGUACUUCAUUAACUAACAUGUCUACAAUCUUGUCAAUGUCUAGAUUGGGUUCUAAUCAUGCAUUAUCAUCAAUUACAGAAUCAAAUCAACCAAAUAUACAAGGUAAUGCACGUAAAUCAUCAGCUCAAAAUCAAACAAUUUCUAAAUUUUCAAUUAAACCUGAUUUUUUACAUUAUCAAUGGAAUUCAAUUAUGGAAAAUGGUAUGGCUGGAAGUGAAACAGCUAAAAAAUUUUCAAAUAUUAAAGGAGCAAUUUUAACUAAUGAUUUACAACAAAAAUCACAUUAUAUUUUAUGGAAUUGUUUGAAAGGAGAAUUUUUCAUUAUUGGAAUGGGUGAAAUUCAAUAUCAAGGUAAUCAAUCUGGAAAUUAUAGAAGAAGAGGUUCUUCGUUUACUGGCUUAAAUGAACUUGGAGGUUACAAUUUUCAAGAUUUAGAUUUAUUAAUUAGUGCUGCGUUAUAUAAUGCAAAGAAUAGAGGUAAAGUUUUUAAUAAUGUUUAUAUUUCUUUAAAUGAUUUACCUGAUGAAAUUCCAGAUAAUAUCAUGCAAGAUUUUUUUAUCAAUUAUUUACCUUUUUCAAGUUAUGCUUCGGAAGAACAUAAAGAAGCUAAAAAACAAGAAAAUGAAAAACAAGAAAAAGAAUAUAGAUGUGAAUUAAUAACUGAUGCUGCUAAACAAGUUGGUGUUUUACCAAUGUUGAAAAAAUUUGGUAGUAAAAGUUUUGAAUAUGAAUUGGAUUGGAUAUCUAAUGGUAUGUGGUGUUGGGGUUAG
Messenger RNA from Insectozyma verbasci, 1602 nucleotides. The record is from the annotation of a GenBank genome assembly. NCBI's taxonomy places the organism in Eukaryota, Fungi, Ascomycota, Pichiomycetes, Serinales, Debaryomycetaceae.